AAGUAUAAUCUGUGUUGGAAUUGCUACCCUGUGAAUUCCAAGCUCAGGGCAAAAGUGGGCUAAAGGUAGAUUCAAAGUAGAAGCCAAAAUUAUAGCAGAAACAACAUCUGAGCGGAGAAGAUAUACGGAGCUGGAGUUAGUUGGUUUUUGUUUGUUUGUUUGUUUGUUUAAGAAAAAAUACAAGUUUUUUUCUAUGCAGUGAACAAUAUGUUUUUAGUAUUAAUUAUUUUUCAGCAGAAAAGAAACCUAUAUUUGAGACAUUCAGACUAAUUAACAGGAGAAAAAGAAGCAUCCCAAAAGCUAUCUCACCCAGUCUAUGAAACAGGAGUUACAUUGCUGGAAAUCAGAUCAUAGAAGAAAAAAAAAACAAACUUUCAAAACAUGUGGAUAAGGAUGAAAUACAGUUGUAUCUGUGAUUCUGAAUUAAAAGAAAAAUUGUCAAAAGACCAUUAUGCUUCAUUUUAUAAACCUCUGCCUGUUAUGGUGUGAUAAUCACUUGGAUGUGCUGAUGAGCCCUACAUAAACUGAAUGCCUUUUUAAUAGAAAAAUCAUUAGGGUUUCUUUUCAAAACAACAGCAAGAAUAAUAAGCAAAUUAAGAAAGCUAUUUGAGUUGAUUUGGUGGAAAUAGGAAACGAGGCAGAGAGAGCCCUUUCAGGGAAAUCCAGGCAAAGGUGAAGGAAAACGUGGAGUGGAAACUGGACUGAGUAACCCAAGAAGAAACCCAAGCAGAAGAAACCCGCCAGGAAUUAAAGGAGUAUGGCAAUGGUGAAGAAGAUUCUCCGAUCCAGAAAUCUCUUACUUGUGGUUUUCAUUCCACUACUGCUGCUUCCUCUGCCACUUUUAUACCCCAGCAGUGAAGCCUCAUGUGCCUAUGUGCUGAUCGUGACAGCUGUAUAUUGGGUUUCUGAAGCAGUACCUCUGGGUGCAGCAGCCUUAAUUCCUGCUUUCCUAUAUCCACUUUUUGGAGUCAUGAAGUCCAGUGAGGUGGCUGCAGAAUAUUUCAAGAACACAACUUUGCUCCUCAUGGGUGUGAUUUGUGUGGCAGCUUCUGUAGAAAAAUGGAAUCUCCACAAGCGAAUUGCCCUGAGAAUGGUCAUGAUGGCUGGAGCAAAGCCAGGCAUGUUGCUUCUCUGCUUUAUGUGCUGCACCACGGUGCUCUCCAUGUGGCUUUCCAACACAUCCACCACAGCCAUGGUAAUGCCAAUUGUGGAAGCAGUGCUCCAGGAGCUAGUGAAUGCUGAGGAGGAGCGUGAUGGCAUCAGUACUGCAGGCAGCACCGUUAUUGAAGAAAGCGAGCCAAUAGGUCUCAGUGAAAAGCAUGACCAACCUUCACUGGAGCUUAUCUUCAUCAAUGAGGAUGCUACUACUACUGACUUCAGCUCCUUGAGUCAUUCAAAGAGUAUGAAUAAUGUGCACAUGACAGCCAGUCCUAAUGGAACGGUAAAUUCCAAGAGCAAAGGGCAGCACCUACCUCAGGCUCAGAUACUGGUCCUGCCUCCUAAGCCCUCAGAACCGGACCUGAGCACUAAAUACCGGUAUCAGUCCAGACAUGACCACAUGGUCUGUAAAUGCCUCUCACUAAGCAUCUCCUAUGCAGCAACCAUUGGAGGACUGACAACCAUCAUAGGGACUUCUACUAGCCUCAUAUUCUUAGAGCAUUUCAACAACCACUACCCAAAUGCUGAAGUGGUGAAUUUUGGAACCUGGCUUUUGUUUAGUUUCCCAGUCUCCCUCAUCAUGUUGGUCCUUACUUGGUUCUGGAUGCAUUGGCUGUUCUUGGGUUGCAAUUUUAAGGAGACCUGUUCCGUGAGCAAGAAGAAGAAGACCAAACGGGAAGAAAUGUCAGAGAGAAGAAUUCAGGAAGAAUAUAAGAAAUUGGGAAGUGUUAGCUAUCCUGAGAUGGUGACUGGGUUUUUAUUCAUUCUAAUGACAUUGCUUUGGUUUACUCGUGAGCCUGGCUUUGUACCAGGGUGGUCAUCUUUCUUUGAAAAGAAAGGCUACCGGACUGAUGCCACUGUCUCUGUUUUUCUUGGUUUCCUCCUUUUCCUCAUUCCAGCAAAAAAGCCAUGUUUUGGGAAAAGAGAAAAAGGAGAUGGUGAAAGGUCAACAGACAUUAACACACUGGAUCCCAUCAUUACCUGGAAGGACUUCCAGAAGACCAUGCCCUGGGAAAUUGUAGUGUUGGUUGGAGGUGGUUAUGCCUUAGCAGCUGGAUGCAAGACCUCUGGCCUCUCUACUUGGAUUGGACGCCAAAUGCUGUCCCUGAGCAGCCUUCCCUAUUGGGCUGUAACUCUGCUGGCCUGCAUUUUGGUGUCCCUUGUUACAGAGUUUGUUAGUAACCCAGCAACUAUAACCAUAUUUCUGCCUAUUUUAUGCAGCAUGUCAGAAACCCUGCUUAUCAACCCGUUAUACACCCUGAUUCCUGUCACCAUGUGUAUCUCCUUUGCGGUGAUGUUACCGGUGGGUAAUCCUCCAAAUGCCAUCGUCUUCAGUUAUGGGCACUGCCAGAUUAAAGAUAUGGUUAAAGCUGGCCUGGGUGUAAAUCUGAUUGGUCUCGCUGUUGUCAUGGUGGCAAUCAACACAUGGGGAAUUAGACUCUUCCAGCUGAAUACUUUUCCAGAAUGGGCAGCAGUAAGCAACACCACUAGCCAAAUCUAGCCUU
Molecule: messenger RNA, 2663 nt
Organism: Oxyura jamaicensis (ruddy duck)
Lineage: Eukaryota; Metazoa; Chordata; Aves; Anseriformes; Anatidae
Gene: SLC13A4
Product: solute carrier family 13 member 4
Exons: 16
Coding region: 758-2659 (633 amino acids)
Biological process (GO): monoatomic anion transmembrane transport
Cellular component (GO): membrane
Molecular function (GO): transmembrane transporter activity
Source: RefSeq, a predicted model, not a curated record